CGCAGAAGUAGGGUUGUCGCCGGCCAUCAGCAAUCCAAAUGAACUCCUACGGUUUGUAGACAGAAUUAAAACCUGAAUUUAACUGCUUUUCCACAAGAAAUCACAAACACAGAAGAAGCGACAGCCCACCGCCCGUGCCCAGAAACCUGGUCGACUUUUUUUCGAGCCCUGAGUUUUCCUUUGACCAGAACUUUCGUUCGCUGCCCCUGCCUCAGUCAUUGCCGCGCGUCCCAUUCAUUUUGUUGUUGCCUUGGCAGUGCAUAUUAUUAUUAUUUGUGUGUUAUUGUUUACCGUGACUUUUCGUUUCCAAUUCGAUGGUGCACCAGAACACACAGCUCAGCCACAUCCACAUAGCACACUGAAAGAAAACCAAGAAACCCAACCCGACACCGAAACUGAAUAGACGCAAGUACCGAACCAACGAGACCCUUUCCAAAGACAAGUCCAAAAUGGCCAAAAUGUACGGAAAGGGUAAGACUGCGAUCGAGUCGGAGGAGCAGCAGAAGCGACGCUGGCAGAUCGAGCUGGAGUUCGUGCAGUGCCUGUCCAACCCCAACUAUCUCAACUUCCUCGCCCAGCGGGGAUUUUUCAAGGACCAGUCGUUCAUCAACUACCUGAAGUAUCUGCAGUACUGGAAGGAGCCGGAUUAUGCCAAAUACCUCAUGUACCCAAUGUGCCUCUACUUCCUCGACUUGCUUCAGUACGAGCACUUCCGCCGCGAGAUCGUCAAUUCGCAGUGCUGCAAGUUCAUAGACGACCAGGCCAUUCUCCAGUGGCAGCACUACACUCGCAAGCGGAUUAAAUUGAUAGAGAACGUGACGGCCGCCCAGCAGCAGCAACAGCAGCUGCAGCAGCAACAACAACAGCAGGCAAACGGCGUCGAGGCUGCAACGGGAGGCGAGGCAGCGGCAGCCACACCCAACGUGAACGGAGCAGCGGCCACAGCGGACUGCCAACCGACGGCCACUGCACUGCAGCCUGUCCAGGCUCAGGCGGGAAAUCCCCAGCAGCAGCAGCAGCAACAAAUCAAUGGCCUUGCAACAGGGGCCAAUAUCAAACUAGAGUUAAACUAGCGCCGGCAACUAAAAGUUUACGAAUAAAGUAGUUUAAGAACCUGAAA
Messenger RNA from Drosophila takahashii, 1120 nucleotides. RefSeq names its product mediator complex subunit 31 (gene MED31). Gene Ontology annotation, molecular function: transcription coregulator activity. Gene Ontology annotation, biological process: regulation of transcription by RNA polymerase II. The record is from RefSeq and is a predicted model, not a curated record. Gene Ontology annotation, cellular component: mediator complex; core mediator complex. NCBI's taxonomy places the organism in Eukaryota, Metazoa, Arthropoda, Insecta, Diptera, Drosophilidae.